AAUAUGCAAACAACCCCAGCACGCUCAUCUCGUAUAACAACGAGCAGAACACGAAGCGCAGUAUCCGCUCUGCGUCUCAAACGCACAAAUUCCUCACCAUCAAAUGCCAGCCCAUCUAAAAGGUCGUUGCGCACUGAAGAGUCGACCGCCUGCGAUGAAGACGAAGAGCUGGAUGAUCUCGGUUUCAUCGUCUCCCUAGCAUCUGAUCUCAACUUCCGCGACGUCCCACAGUACAUGGAGUACAUCAGAAACCGCAUGUUCAGCGACAUGCCCGAAAAGGCCGGCAUGAACAGCACCAGGAUUGCAGAAGUCCUGAACUUCCGGAAGUCGCUGCCACCGUUUGUUACCAUUGCGCAUGUGGACGCACUGAGUACGAGCUCAACCGUAGUGGAGCGAGAAAUCGCUGAGUUGGCAAAGAAAGGCAUAGUACGAAGAAUCACAAUCCCACAUCGAGGCGUUGGCGCCGCAGCAGUCGGGGACGGCAUCGCCAGCGUAAGAGAAUGGCACGCACUCGUCAGAACCCACACUGGACUGUCCGACCACCUCAAGGAGAAAUACACCAACCUCCUAUCUGGCUCGCCAACAUCCACCACCAUCCCCGGCUCAGCAUUCACGCCCGCCGAAAUCGCCUUACUCACCGGCACCGGCUUCCUCACCUCCAACAGCCCCCUCAGCACCACAGCGUCCGCCUUCUUCGCCUCCCCCGGCGCCGCCUCCCUCUCGGCAAUCUCAACAUCCGGCUCCCGCCAUGCCGCAGGCUCCCUCGACGCCGUCGGCGGCCACCACGCAACGCAGCACAUGCACGGCGGCACUGCGCUCGCCCGCGCCCCAGCAGCAGGAACCUUCUCGUUCGCGCUCCCGCACACGGGCAUGCACAUCAAGUUGCUUGUCGCCGCGCGGACGCACCUGCUCGGUCUUCUUAAGAAGAGCAGGUUCCGCGCCGCGCCGCUCAAUGUGCUGCGCGAGCGUUGGGACGGCGGCGCUCGGAGAGAAUUCACGGGGGUACUACCUGGCAGGACGAAGAAGUGGAAGGCGUUUUAUGGCAUGCGGUUCGAGUGGGUGUUGGAGGAGUGUGUGGGAGCGGGGCUGGUGGAGCUCUUUGAGACGGGGAGCGUAGGGAGAGCUGCGAGGUUGGUGUCGUAG
Didymella exigua CBS 183.55 is the source of this 1143-nucleotide messenger RNA. RefSeq lists its product as uncharacterized. The transcript has 2 exons. Gene Ontology annotation, molecular function: protein serine/threonine kinase activity. The record is from RefSeq and is a predicted model, not a curated record. NCBI's taxonomy places the organism in Eukaryota, Fungi, Ascomycota, Dothideomycetes, Pleosporales, Didymellaceae. The annotation marks the transcript as partial. Gene Ontology annotation, biological process: protein phosphorylation; positive regulation of Ras protein signal transduction.